Messenger RNA from Hordeum vulgare subsp. vulgare (domesticated barley), 2010 nucleotides. Its product is annotated as peroxidase 46-like. Gene Ontology annotation, cellular component: plant-type cell wall; plasmodesma. Bases 256 to 1803 code for a protein of 515 amino acids. NCBI's taxonomy places the organism in Eukaryota, Viridiplantae, Streptophyta, Magnoliopsida, Poales, Poaceae. Gene Ontology annotation, biological process: response to oxidative stress; hydrogen peroxide catabolic process. The record is from RefSeq and is a predicted model, not a curated record. The transcript has 4 exons. Gene Ontology annotation, molecular function: heme binding; peroxidase activity.
GGGGCUACGCGUCGGGUAGUACGCAGCCGCUGCACUACCGCCCCUUUGCUCGGCGCCAAGAACAGUGGCGACGCGCUGCUCGCUUUGGUAGAUUCUCCCUCCCGGCCAGCCAGCGCCAUUGUUUCCUUGCGGCUAGCGCGCGCUCUCUCUCUCUUUCUCUCGCUCUCGCCAGCUAGCUGGUUCCCACCGCCGCGCUCGCUCGCCGGGUGAUAGGCUCGUGAGGAAAGCGAGCUGGCUCACGGGUUCCAUUCCGUGAUGGAUCGGUGCCGGAGGCGGCAAUGGGGCGUCGCUUGCUCCGCGCUGCUCCUGUCGGCGCUGCUCGCGGCCGCCUCCGCGCAGUCGCCGUCACCGGCGCGGGCGCCCAACCCGGCACCGUCUCUUCCCGCGGCGCCGCGGCCGGCUCCUAGGCCGUCGUCCCCGGCCGUGCCGGCUCCCAAGCCAUCGUCUCCCCCUGCCGCGUCGCCGGCGCCGAAGCAGACACCCGGCCCUUCGGCUUCGCCGGUGCCGAAGCCGCCGGCCCCACGCGCGCCGGCGCAGGCGCCAAACCCAUCGUCUCCAGCCGCACCCGCGGCGUCACCGGUUCCAAGGCCGCCCACUCCACGUGCGCCGGCGCAGGCCCCACCACCACCAGCGUCACCUCCACCCCCGGCGCCAACGGCACCAAAGCCUUCACCUCCAUCCCCGGCCCCAGCGGGACCAAAGCCUUCACCUGUGGCCCCGGCGCCGGCUCAGAAGCCGUCUCCUCCCACGACGACUACACCACCACCACCACCACAAAAACCGUCUGCACCUCCGACUCCACCACCGGCUCCGACGCAGCCUCCGGCGAACCCUUCCCCGUCAACGCCCUCAUUGGCUCUGUCGCCCAGCUUCUACGCCGCCUCCUGCCCGAGCGUGGAGCUGGCGGUGAGCGAUGUCGUCAGGUCGGCCUCCACCUUGGACUCCAGCAUCCCCGGCAAGCUUCUCAGGAUGGUCUUCCAUGACUGCUUCGUAGAGGGAUGCGACGCUUCGGUGCUGAUCCAAGGCAACGGCACGGAGAGGACCGACCCGGCGAACCUCUCGCUGGGCGGGUUCAACGUCAUCGACGAGGCCAAGAGGCUGCUCGAAGCCGUGUGCCCGGCAACCGUUUCCUGCAGCGACAUCAUAGUUCUUGCUGCAAGAGACGCCGUCACAUUUACCGGAGGGCCGUCGGUGCCCGUCUCCCUCGGCCGACGCGACAGCCUCGUGUCCCUGGCGUCCAACGUGAGAGCAAACAUCAUCGACACCGGCUUCUCCGUCGACGCGAUGGCGGCGAGCUUCGCCUCCAAGGGGCUCUCCCUGGACGACCUCGUCACCCUCUCAGACGGCGGGUGUCGCAGGCGGGCACACGAUCGGGUCGGCGCACUGCGGCACGUUCCGGGAGCGGUUCCGGGCGGACGCGAACGGGAGCAUGGUGCCGGUGGACAGCACGAUGAACGCCGAGUACGCGACGGAGCUGAUGCGCGCGUGCGCGGCGUCGGGGAGCGCGGCGGUGGGCUGCGACGACGGGUCGGCGGAGGCGUUCGACAACCGCUACUUCAGCAACCUGCUGGACGGGCGCGGGCUACUGCGCACGGACGCGGUGCUGGUGCAGAACGCGACGACACGGGCCAGGGUGGCGGCGUUCGCGCAGAGCCAGGACAGCUUCUUCGGCAGCUGGGCCGGCUCCUUCGCCAGGCUCACCACCCUCGGCGUCAAGACCGGCUCCGACGGCGAGGUCCGGCGGCUCUGCUCCAGCGUCAACGGCUGAACCGAUCGCCCAUGGGCAUGUGCAUGGGCAUGUAACGUAACACGGGAUACAUAGGGCCAUAGGGGGAGGUCGUCGAAUGUACUGCUGUUGUUAAGUAGCGAGCUGAGCUGAGGAUGAGGUUGAUUCGUUUGUUCUUGUUGUUGUAGCUGAUGACCAGGCUUUCUUUGCUUAGGCUGCGUUUUAUCUGCAACCAAAUACCAACCAAAUCGAACACAAUGAACUAGUAAUACUUCGUUUUGGGA